CUACACCACUGCUCUACUGCCGCAGGACAUUGAUCUAAUGUGAUUGAUCUGCACAGAGCACAAUCGCGAUGUGCGUAACAUUACCUAGCAAGGUUUUAUGCAGAAACAAAAGACAGAGUGUAGGCAGCAUCUUUGUCUGGGAUUGCCAAGACAGGCUUUGUGAAGAUUACAGUAGUGCAAAGUGCACCUCGUCAAUCAUGUCUGUCUUAUUAUAUCAGACAGACAUGAUUGAUGUAGUUCGUCCCACGCGUGGGGAGACCUAUAAUAGGUAACUCUGCAUGUGAGAUGAACAAUGUAUGUCAUUGCUAUAGUCCUCUGAUAGCUUCUUGAUGUUUUGACAACAGCCAUUACCCUAUUAGACAGAACAAAUUGGUGGUACCACAUGAACCCAAAGGCUCCCUAGAUCCAGUCUUCCAAGUGAGAGACUCCUACCUUCAAUCACAUAUCUGUGGAGUCUGAAGCUGUCUCUGUGCAAUUAUGAUGUUGGCAGGCGAUCUACAACCGAAAACAGAGGAGUAAUGCUUUGGUGAUUUCAACUAUAAUAUAUAACUGCUGAUGCAUGUCCUAGAGUGUUGCACUUUGUUUGCUUUGACUGUUGACAGUGAAGGUAUCUGGUAGGUCUCCUACUCUUGUAGCUCAAAGAAGAAUUAUGUGCUUUUUCACUCAUCUUCUGCUGCUGUCUUCAUUAUGUGGUGUUGUGGUUGUGUCAGAGGAACAGAAACUGGAAGAUCUCAGGAACGUGGACAAGUGUAAUAUCUGCCGCUCGUUUGCUGCAGCUCUCCUGCUAGGACUGGACCGGGAUCUUCUCCCAAAUGAUAUGCAACCUUGGACAGUAAGUCGAUGCGAGCUCGAGCUAUACAGAGAAGGAAAGGAAAGUCUUGCGAUUUACUGCUCCGCCUUCAACGACCAGUACUACGACUCACUGCUUCCUCAAGCACAGAUGGGAGAAAGAUCUAAUGUGAUGUGUGAAAUACACUGUCACAGUCUGACAUCUAGUCUCCAAGGUUACGAUAACAACAACCAACCACAUCGCAGCUGGGCACAAACCACGGAUACCGAUGUGUCCCAGGGGUCGCAGUGCGAUAAAUGCAAAGGAGUUUUACAAAACCUGCAGCAGCUUCGGAGUUUAUUCGGAAUUCCUUCGAAAACUGUGGACCAAGCAGAAGAUCAUGAGUGUGACACCGUGUGCAAACCGUCCCCACCCACUAAUCCUGGAAACCCACUAUCACAGCUAGUAGCUCGUAUCAUGGAUCAACUUGCUGCAUCCUGAGUACGAGACAUGAAAGGUGGUACACUUGUUGGAACCGAUAAAUUUGGAAACGAAUACUACGAAAACAACGAUUACAUCAUCAUUGGAAGUGUUGUGGUUCUCGGAGUCAACUUGAGUGAUGCACAACUGACGCCCUCUCACAAGUGCACCAUCUGUCGAAACUUCGCCGAAGCCCUCUAUUACGCAAUUGACCGUAACACUCAUAGCAGUGAGAUGCAGACUGUGACAGUGAGCCGUUGCCAAGUGUUGCUUAGGCGAAAUGAACAACCGGAUGAUGACCCGAUUGACCUGGCUGCAUAUUGCUCUCCUUUCAAAGCUACAUACUUCAACGCUUUGCUGGAUGAUGCACAGGAAGGACGAAGUACAACCUACAUGUGUAAAUUCCUCUGCAGUGGUCUUGUCAGCCAGCAAUCCUACAGAUGGCAACAAAAUGCUCAGGAGUAUGAGAACCCAUUGACCGGAGCAGCAUAUCGAGAAAGUUCGGAGAAGCAGCCAGGGUACAAGUGCGACAUGUGCAGAGAUAUCGCAGGGAAACUCAUAACAAUGGUCCAGAGUUUCCAUGGAAACACAUACGUGAGUUAA
Molecule: messenger RNA, 1852 nt
Organism: Geodia barretti
Lineage: Eukaryota; Metazoa; Porifera; Demospongiae; Tetractinellida; Geodiidae
Source: the annotation of a GenBank genome assembly